CUCCCCUCCAUCUCUUCCACCCCCCACCCGACGCAGCGAGAAGUUUGUAGGCAAACUGGCUCAAAACAUCUGACAAAUUGAUAAAUUUUAACGAGAGCCUUAUUUUUUUCACACUUCUCUUAUAUUUGAUUGGCCCUAUGAAUUUCUUAUAGUUCCGUGCAACUAUACGGUUAGUUAUGAUAAUUACGUUUCCGAUGCUGAAAACGAAUGUGUCUGCUGCUUUCAUAGUAGUUUAGCAAUCUGAGCUUGUUCUCUCUAUCUUUGCGAUAUAACUGGACAUCGACUGACAUCACAAUUGUGCGAUAUUUGAGACGCCCUGUGCUAUGAUAGUAUCUUCAUGUUUCAGAUUAUAGUAUAAUCUUCCCAUUUGUCCGUCAUGAUCGAUUUUACAUGAUCUCUAAGACCCUGGUCGUAAAAUAGAUUUUCAAUCAAGAACAUUUAUCAGUAAAACUUGUAGGUAUGGAGGGAACCACUGAAGUAACUGAAACAGAUGUGUCUGUGAACUCUCACAUUUCACCUGAGGAAAUGAACAGAUUUUGUGAGGCAUCUGAGGUAGUGGUGUCAGAAGCUGUUUCGUGUGAAACUGAGGCCUCUACAUCUAGUUCAGUUAUUAUGACCACCCCUCGAACUCAAGAAGUCCCAAUGGUCAGCUUAUCUGGUGGCAAGGCAGUAUAUCUCUCUGAUCAAUUUACUGCUGUGCUUGUCAAACCAGAGUCGCUGUUGUAUGGUGUUGAAGUUCCUGUUGUGAAGAAAGAACCAGAUGAGUUGCCCUCUAAUGAUAUAAUCACUGUAGCUGCUUCUUCAGGAGUUUAUUCUGAUGGGGUUUCUGUUCCUGUCACUCAACUUCCAUGGCUUGCACCUAUUAGUCAACCUAUCGAUCAGAAGGAUGUGCCUGAUGACGCACAGAAGACUCAAAAUCCGAUGUUGGUUCCCCAUGAAACCUCACCUGAUUCUGCAUCAGCAACACCUGCAGCUCCUUACAUGUUUGAAAGUAAAGAUCGCCUUUUUGAGUGUGAAUUCUGUCCUAACAUUCGAUUUACGAGAGGACAAUUGCGACGUCACAAAACAGUCCACUUAGGACAAAGGAAUUAUAUAUGCAAUACUUGUGGGAAAAGGUUUGCUUGGAAACACUCUUUAUUGAAGCAUGCGGUCCUUCACACUGGUCAAGCACCAUUUUCAUGUGGCCAGUGUGGAAAACUGUUCUCAGCAGCCCAUCAUCUCCAGCAUCAUGUUAAGCAGCAUGAAGUUCAGAGACGCUUUGAAUGCACCAAAUGUGACAAAGUGUUUACUCAGUCUGAGGAGCUUACCAUGCAUCUUGAAUCUCAUUCAGAUAAUGAAACCUACAUGUGUAGUAUCUGUGCAAAAUGUUUUGUUUCAAAGUUCGAAUUAAGUGCGCAUGUGCGUUCUCAUAAUGAUACCAGUGGCAUUUCCAUGGCAACUGAGGAUGAUUCACUGCUUAAACAAAAUGUGGCGCACAGUGGCAUAGUUUACGUUACCCAGCCUGAUUUAACGGGAGGCCAGGUGAUAACCCAUGAAAAGCUUGUAAGUGGAGCCGUCAAUCAAAUAACUCCGCACAUUGUUACUCUACAGGCUGCAAAUCCCAAUGUACCUGUUACUUCAGUUGCUUCUUGCCCAAGCACAUAAAUAAUUUCAAUGUAUAUUUGUUUUGUGUGAAAGUUCUUUAAUAUUGAUCUGUAGCCCUUUGUCUUCCUACUAACAUUUCGGAACUCAUUUCCUUGUUGUGAUACUGUGCAUUAAAAACAACUUUUUUCUUUUCUUACGUUUUGUCUGUAGUGUCAGUGAAACCAAAACGUUUCUAACCAACAAUGUGGGUUUCACAGUUGUCUUUCUGACUAGCAUUUAAGGGCAAAUGUGUCUUGAUGUUGUUUGGUUUAUUCAGAUCAUAUCUAAUUAUAGUAUAAGAUGUAGAUGUUGUGUGUACAAAUUAGUAUGAAAACCUCUAUUUCAUGUAGUUUUGUUUAAUGCCUUUAAAGGGCCAAAUGAGUUAUGCAAUAUAAGAAGGUAGUUUCUUAAUAUUUUUUUUAUUUUCUUACUUUUUUCUGCUGUGCACUUAAUUUUCUCUCUUUCAUUGGGUAACCAUUCAUACUUUUGUGUCAUAAGAAGAAUGGUGCUGCUAGCAAUUUGAAUGGUUUCUAUCCAACUGUGAUAUCCAUUUCAAACAAAAGUGUAAGUAAUCGUGAUCAGUUAUUUGGAAAAAGAAAAAAAAAGAGUAGGUUUAUCUCUUUAAAAUGUGUUGUUUAUAAUACUCUCUCCAAGAUUAUGUCACCCUCUCAAAAUAAAAACGUUGGAUCAUCUACUAUGAAGAACAAAUCCUUCAAAGGCUGCACACAGGUUUUUGAACCAUUACUCCAAUUUGGGUAGUGAUGCAUUAAUUUUGUUCAAACAAUUUGGUUUAGGAUUAUUGAUCUUUGGUGCAUUUAAGUACAUGGGAAAUAUUGGUGUGUUAACAUUUUUGCUUGUGGAUAUUGAAAUAAUACUUAACAGUCGGCGAAAGAGUAUUAAGGUGCUGCCUUUAUUGUUUUACCUGCCUCUCACACUUAUUCCAUGUUAUUUCACUAUGAGGUGACUGAUGGUGAAUAUUUGUUUAAGUUUAAAGGUGCUCCAUUUCCCAAGUUAUUCCUAUGUGAUAAAUUAGUAACAGAUUACUUAUUUAGGAAGCCAUUGAUUAUGAUGUAUUUUUGUGUCAUCUUCUGUUAUGUACAAUUGUUGUAAGUGUUAUAAAUUUUAUGAGGGUUAAAGUUUAUUUGAUUUUUAAGAGGAGAGCUUCAACACUUCUUUAUUUAUGUUGAUUGGAAAAUGUAGUGUUAGUUUAUACAGCAAGUGGUAUCAGCUGUUUUGUGCCACUGUGUGCGUACUUCAUUUAAAUUUAUGAGACACUGCAUCACAUUUUCAACAAACAAUUUUCCUCAUUUGACAAAUAUAGGUGAUGGGGUUGUUUUUACAUUUCCAAUGACCCAUUAUCUACCCACUCAAUGGUUCUGAAACUACUGGAUAAUUUUGAUCUUAAAUAUUAUAUUUUGAGUGCUCUAAAAUGUUAACUUCUUUUGUAAGUGGUAUUGGGCUACAUUCCAUUUUUAAGACGUAUGAUCUAAACUUGAGUUAUUUAGGAGUAUUAAUCUCACUAUAUAAUGAUGUAUAUGUAUGUGAUGAUUUAAUUGGAGGCAUGUUAUAUGCCUCUGAUCUGCUUUCAUGCAUAAGAACUCUAAGGAGUACCUUUCACUGCUAUUGUCACAAUGUCUCCGAAUGCUCUUGUGUUCCUAUGUGUUUGGAGGCAUGUUAUUCCUGCUUACCGAAUUAAGUGAUAUUGUCAUUAAUAUUUUAUGUACUUUUCUUUAGAGUAGAAGUCUACACUAUUACAAGUAAAUGUUUUUAACCUCUUUAUAUUUCAUCAUUGGGUUUUGUCUAUUACGAUUAAGUAUUGAAAAUACUUUCUAUGAUUGUGACCUAUGCAUGAUAAAAGUUGCAAGAGUGUCCUGUUUCCUUUUGCUUUGCUAAGUUUGUUCUUGCUCUUUCGUUUUGUUAAUGUUUGAUUUAAAAAAAAUAAGUUGGGAAAUUAUUGGUAAUUAAAUAACUGCUGUACCCCUAAAAAGUUCCUUUCUAAUGACAUAUUCUUAAGAAAAUAAAAUAAUCUUACAGUCCAA
This is a messenger RNA of Thrips palmi, 3662 nucleotides long. RefSeq names its product zinc finger protein 331-like. The coding region runs from base 460 to 1644 and encodes 394 amino acids. The record is from RefSeq and is a predicted model, not a curated record. Gene Ontology annotation, cellular component: nucleus. The transcript has 5 exons. Lineage: Eukaryota; Metazoa; Arthropoda; Insecta; Thysanoptera; Thripidae.